UAUUCAUGGUCUGCAUGUCCAUCACGCGCUUUUAUAAGUGGCGUACAGACAGGAGUGAUGGCGAUAAAUACAGACCAGCAGGAGGCCUGUCAGCCUAUGAGUUGCUACCCAUGGCCAAUGGCUUCGCAAUUAGAACAUCGGUCAAGUUCAAUGGAGGCUUCAAUGGAGGCCGGAGACGGCAGCUCUUAUUUCAUUAUAUGGACGGUGGACAUUGCCCUUGCUCUUCCAAGGGAGGAAACCGACAGUUCGGCUGACCCCGAAAAGGCCGUGAAAAAAAAGGAUACCACUAUGGUCAGAGGUCACAAGCGGGAACGGUGCUACCACCUUGAAUACAAGCUUCUGCCUGACGACACUGAGGCGGUCGCGAUCGAUGUUCUAAUAUUUGGUCAUGUGGCUAAAGUGUACAAAGAUAAUGAGUUCCAGAUCAUGUACAUGUGGCAAGAAGGGGAUCAGAUGUGGAUCAGUUGGACCCAUAGCUAUAGAAUAGGUAUUAAUAGAGACAUCUUGGUCAGUCUGCGCCCUCAUAAGGUCGUGUUGAAAAUAUGGAACAGCGAGGAGAAAAUGUGUCCCAGGGCUCGCUCGGACAAAAACAUUCGAUUUUUACACCUGGAAAGAGCCGUAAACACGCCGGACGACGUUGAGGAUAUGAUAAACAAACUGCGAAUCACUUGUGCGAAUACUUUCAUUCCAAAACACAAACGCAAGAUCCCUUUAGAUUGUUCGGAAACUGCCAGGCAGAUGGCAGCAAGUUUCCAGAAACCGAGAAUUACUCCCUGUGAACUUAAAGAAAUCAGAAAGUAUGGCGCUACAACAGUGGAAAUCAACCUGAUUCACUUUUUGGCCGGCGAAACCUCUGUGACCGAGUGCUUUCCAGUCUGUUCAUCUGAUGUGUUUGAGGUACUGAUCAACAUCUCCCUGGACAAUGAUCUGUUAUCUGAUAAACUCAAAGUGGAACUCAAUCCUCUGGUUAUCACAAUUUUGUCGGCAACCUCCUUGCCGUCGUCCCCAGUGCCCUUCCAUGAGCUAAUGGAGAAAUGCACGCCCGUCUACUGUCAGUAUCAGUUUCACAACCUGGGCAUUCACACCACAAACUAUCACAAGCACGAGGCUAAAAUUCAUUUCAGAGAUGUCAACGUCGUCCUGACGGGCUUGAUGAGUCCUCAUGAGUUUAAGGACUUCCUGGCCAGCUCACCUUUGCAGAUAGAGGUUCAUGACCGUGACAGGAGGUUGGAGGUAAGAGAAGAACCAAACAAAUAUCAAAAAACGGAAGGCUCGUUCAAACAAAAAAUAGACAUUCUGAACCCGUACGGCAUUGCUUAUCUAGAUUUAUCCGAGAUACUAUUUGGGAAAAAAAGGCUAAGGGUGUAUUUACCCAUCAAACAUGGCCCUCCGCCACCGAAAGGACCUCUGCAGGUUGACAGGAAAACGUGUGCCUGGAAGAUGUCGGACACAACCGCCCUCAGAGCUCUGCCACAAGGUCACUACUACAACGCCAAUUCUCAACUCAAAGUUCAAGUCGAGAUAGCCCACCCGCUGAAUACGAGAGAUAGCAGCGGGUCCUGUGACGGUCCGUUUGGGCGCAUCAUCUACCUCUUCGAUAACAAGAACCUGGACAUUAAGACGAAACUGAGAUCGGAGAUCCUCCGAAUCAAUGGAUCAGCUUUCAAUCUGGACUCGCAAUCGUUGGAAGGCAUAGAAAGAGCUCUGUCCAAUUUCAUAUGUGAUGAGAAGAAGGAUUUAAAUUACGUUACUGGAUUCCACGUGCUGGAUAUGAAGACACACAUAUUUGUUCUUGAAGGGCUAAAGCAAAAGGCAGUCCAGAGACUUUUUGAGGCCGUUCCUAUAAACCUGAACGCUAAUGAGGAGGAGUCAGUCAUUGUUCUCUACAAUUCAAACCUGGGUUUUUACAAGCGCAUCUACAACUCGUUGGAUGUGAGUCUGAGUCCGAUCUAUCUGAUCGAGUCACUACUGACCGUCAUGAAAGAGCCACGGAUCUACAACAGAGCCAAAGUCCCAGAGCCGUGCUUCCACGCGUUGUCAAAACUGAGCCAUUUGUGUCAACUGAGGGAACUGACGGAGGUGGUGAAAUAUGACCUCUUCCCCUCGGCGGACAUGAUUGUAAGCAUGAGCAAAAGAUUUGGCGUCUCUGCUGAGCUUUGGAAGCUCAAGACCAGCUCAAGUACCGAGAUUGAUUCACCAACCCGACUGGCCAGGAUGAAACGGAAACUGCCACUGGAAAUCUACAACAAAGAAUAUGCCAAAUGGAAGCUGGACUGCCAACAGGUGCCUUUGAAGGACUUCAAUCGGGGACACCUGCGAUUGAUAAAAAGCCUAAGUGAGAAACUUCAGAAGCCAAAGGCUGCUGUCAUAAUAAUUGACCAGGACGCAACCAAACCGGCACACAACUACAGCAUCCAGACAUUCAACUCAAAUUUGCUAGCCAUGCAGCUACUCCAGGAUGAAAUGGCAAAGUGGCCAGGGCGCAGGUACACUUACAGUCAACAGUACCACAGUGCAACGCUGGCUUUCAGGGACGCGAUUUCUAAAAUCCAACCAAGCUGCAGGACCCCCUCCAAGGCCUGGUUCUCAUAUUUUGGCAGCGACAGAACCAAAAUGAACACUAAAUAUUUAGAUGAAGCUCGCGUGGAGGAACUAAGGUUGUCAUGGAAGGAGAACAUCCUUCAUGGACAUUUGCUCAAGCAAACGCGAGUAAGGAAGCAGUGGAGCUGGAGCCAACGUCAUAAUAAUUUCGACCUCUUCACCAAACCGCCUCCGUUCUUUGAUAUGCUGUCUCUGACAAAGGAACGCAGAUUUAAUGAAAAGCAAAUUACUAAAAAGGAGCAUGAAGAAGGGACGGCCAAAGCUUUGGAGAGCUGAUGAAUUGAUCCAGUCUGAUGAAGAAGACUGUGCAUCAACAGGUCAAAGGUUAGGGCUAAGCUAGGUGUGGCAAUCAUACACAGCAAAUGUAAUGAAUCUACAACAAAACUCUUUUUAAUUGUGUCUUUUUUGCAUGUACAUAUACAAGACAAUUGUUCGGAAAGAGAAAGCAGACAAAAAGUGAAAAACUUUUUAUCUUUUUUUUUUUUUAAAGUGUCAUUUAUGCCCUUUACUUUGACUGACCUUUGGCCUCGCUUUAAUCCAUGUAUCCAGUGUAAAUAUAUUAAAAUACCUAAGUCAGUAUAAAAUGAGUGACAGCAACCACCUUUAUACCAAAUAAAA
Messenger RNA from Cynoglossus semilaevis (tongue sole), 3219 nucleotides. RefSeq names its product cilia and flagella associated protein 92 (putative) (gene cfap92). Lineage: Eukaryota; Metazoa; Chordata; Actinopteri; Pleuronectiformes; Cynoglossidae. The coding region runs from base 58 to 2877 and encodes 939 amino acids. The transcript has a single exon. The record is from RefSeq and is a predicted model, not a curated record.